AUGACUGCCUGGGUGAUAAUGUGGACAGCAUGCAUGAUAAUGGCUACAGAAGCCGCUCCAUGCCAUUACACCAGUCACUGUUCAGACUGUGACAGAGAGACGGGAGAUUGCCUGACUGAGUGUGACACUGGGUAUUAUGGUCGGCGAUGUAAGUCUACCUGCAGCAGGAACUGUGUGAAUAACACAUGUGUGCUGUCAGAAUAUGGUAGCGGUAACUGUACUGAUGGUUGUGUGCCAGGAUAUUCUGGCAUUGGGUGCAACAUACCAUGUGACAGUCCAGGAGGUAGCUGUACAGCAUGUCCAGGUGGUUGUGAUGGAGGAUAUUGUCAGCUGGGGUCAUCCUGUGUGUCUGGAUGUGUAGACUCCUACUACGGGACUGGCUGUGACACUGGAUUGGGACUAUCUGUGGGACUAGCUACAGCAUCAGUUCUCGUCAUUGUUAUCGUCGUCCUUGUUAUCGUCGUCCUUGUUGUGUGCCUGUUGUCGACAUCCGAGAUGAGACAGGUUCCAGCUGUACGUCACCCCUAUCCAGGACAUCCAUGCCCCAGCAGAGAACAUUGAUGAUCCUCAGUACGCUGUCGUUGAUUGAGCUGGGAUGCACGAUGUGCCUUCUUGUCGGUGAAAACAGCCUACCCUAGCCGUUCUGACUAUGAGCUCGGUACAACAUUCAAACACACCACGUGUCCUAGUCCAUGUAGACAGUUGCGAGAGAAACGAGAUCAAUGAUCUGUGAACGUUAAAUUGUUCCGUCAAGUGUUUAGGGUUCUCGAAAUACAAUACACAUCUUGGACCACGCAGAUAGAGCCGUUGCCAUGUCUACAGGAGGCAAAUGUUUGUGAUGGGAUGUCGGCUUGUUGACAGGUCUCUACAGGUACAGGUCUAUUGAGUGACACGAUACUGGGUGCAUGACAAGACAUUUGUAAAUGUACAAAUUGUAACGAUAUUCAUAUCCAUGUGAUUACAAGAAUCAACAAAUAUGCUAACGUUCAUAGAACUACUUAACAUAUCUCUGCCCAAUAAAACGUAUUACACUGAUCUCAUCAUGAAAACUGUUAAGGCUUCACUUUUAUCCUUUGCCAGCAGUAUAAUUUCAUAUAUGUUUGUGUGUUCCUCCUAUGACGAGGUCUGAUGUGUAAUAAAGUUAGAUACUGUU
Molecule: messenger RNA, 1153 nt
Organism: Haliotis rubra (blacklip abalone)
Lineage: Eukaryota; Metazoa; Mollusca; Gastropoda; Lepetellida; Haliotidae
Product: multiple epidermal growth factor-like domains protein 10
Exons: 4
Coding region: 1-561 (186 amino acids)
Source: RefSeq, a predicted model, not a curated record